This is a messenger RNA of Cyprinodon variegatus (sheepshead minnow), 2215 nucleotides long. Its product is annotated as platelet-activating factor receptor-like. Gene Ontology annotation, molecular function: G protein-coupled purinergic nucleotide receptor activity; platelet activating factor receptor activity. The transcript is spliced from 2 exons. NCBI's taxonomy places the organism in Eukaryota, Metazoa, Chordata, Actinopteri, Cyprinodontiformes, Cyprinodontidae. Gene Ontology annotation, biological process: chemotaxis; G protein-coupled receptor signaling pathway. The record is from RefSeq and is a predicted model, not a curated record. Bases 62 to 1219 code for a protein of 385 amino acids. Gene Ontology annotation, cellular component: membrane.
CCGGACUCAGCCGUGGAAAGGAUCACUCAGUCAUCCCGAGACAAGCUGAACGGUAGACAUAAUGGCAAACUUCACCAACACGUCUGAAGGAAUCUCUGCUGUAAACGGGACCUUUCUGGAUUCAGAGUUUCGCUAUGUGCUUUUUUCUGUCAUGUACAGCAUCUUCUUCGUUUUGGGCUUCUUCUCUAACCUUUAUGUGCUGUUUGUCCUGUGGCGCCUCCGUGAAGCGAGGGCUAUGGGAGAAAUCCGCAUCUACAUGACCAACUUGACCAUCGCUGAUCUGCUUUUUGUGUCUGCACUCCCCUUCUGGAUUAGCUAUUACCGACGUGGGGGGGACUGGAUCUUCAAUGACUUCAUGUGCAGGGUGACAGGAUCAUUUUUUUUCAUCAACACCUAUGGAAGCAUCCUCUUCCUUGGAGCAAUCAGUCUUAACCGGUACUGGGCGGUCACUCGCCCUCUUGACGCAGCCUCUUCAGACCACAGGUGCCGCGGGAUCAUUGUGUGUACCCUAAUAUGGGCCUCUAUCAUAUCUAUGUCCAUGCCCUACUUGACAGUUAGAGGUAUAAAUGAAGACAAUACCAAAAACAAAACUCGAUGCUUUGAGGGAUACCAUAAUGGAACAAAUGAUGAAAAAAGGAAUAUUGCAGUGACGCAUUUCUUAAUAAUUGGGAUGUUUUUUAUUGUAUUUUUUCUUGUUGUGAUAUGCAACUUCCUCAUUGCCCGAGCCUUGAUUUACAAAAGUGCACCACAGUCAGAGUUGUACUCUGAGACAAUCAAGUCCAACAGAUCAACAGCGUCUUCAUGUAAAAAGCCCAGAAAGACCAGAGGGGUGAAGAGGAAGGCUUUGCGGAUGCUCAUAGCAGUGGUGGGGGUGUUUGUGUUAUGCUUUGUGCCUCACCACAUAGUCCAGGGCCCCUGGACCCUGGCUGUGCUGCAGAUAACAGAGGGCUGGGGCCAUGUGACAUGGGGCCAGAAAACACGGCAGGCACUAAACGAUGCACAUCAGAUCACCUGGGUUCUUAUGGGCCUUAACUGCAUCCUGGAUCCUGUGGUGUAUUUUUUUGCCACAAGGAAGUUCAGGAGGUUCAUCAUGGAGCACAUGAGAAAGUUAUCAAGGGGUGAGGCCUGCUCCUAUACAGCCAACACACAGAUAUCCAUGGACAGCAGAAACCCUAGUCAAAGACUCCACAGUAUCCAACAACAUCCGAACGAGGAAUAACUGAAUGAUUUCGGACAGAAAAACCCAUAAAAACAGACAUCCUGUCUUUGACACAAGUCCCACUUUAAGCUCACGGCUCAUGGCUCGACUCAUGGCUUUUUAUUUCUGUGAUUUUAAUAAGAAGUAAAUUAUUGGGAUUUUAUAUAUUUGUGUUUUGAUUUCAUGUUUUGCGAGUUUUAUGUUUUUUUUACACACCUAGCUUUAUUUACCAGAUACCACAUCAGCUUUUUAUUAUAUGUCUAACCUUGGUAGAUCUUGAAUGUGAUUUUGCAUGUACAUAUUUUUUUUUUUUGGCAGAUUUUUAAUUUCUUUGUUUUGGUUCUGCCUUUUUAUCUUAUAUUCCAUUUUGAUACAAAGGUUUUCAUGUUAAAUAAUCACUAUCCUUGCCUGCAUUUUAGUCCACUUUCAUAAUGAUAUAAUACGCAUAAUGCAUGACUGCUGUCUAAAAGCAUUUCAGUGAGCUGUCUUAAAAUAGCUGUUAAUAAGGUUUUGCAGAAAAAUGCACCGGAAGAUUGUAAGUUGUUUAUUUUUUUACUAUUGUUUACACCAAGCCUCUUUAUGAAAAUACCUAAUCUUUUCCAUCUUCCAACUUUUGAAUCAUUUUGAUCUUUAAAAAAACUGCAUGUAGUAAACUUCCACUGCAAUUCCGCCUUGACCAAGAUGUUGCCAAAGAAUCAUCAUUUGUUGUAAGCUGUUUGCUUAGCUAAAAUGUACACUUUAAACAAGGGCUUGGCAAAAUCAAAGACUAAGUUUGCAUUUUUUUUUUUAUUGCAACGGGAGCUGUAUACCUUUUAGGUUAUACCUCUACGAGAUAUCCAUAUAUAAGGACUGAAAUUUUAUUUGCAAAUGCAUUCCUUCUCAUUGAGAUUGGAUUAACUGUCUAUAAAAUUACAUUUUAGUUCUGUUUCCAUUGAACUUUGGUGUGGACUUUGACUUAGACUUUCUAUCAUAGAUAUAGUGUGAUUUACACCAGAUGGCUGUUACUAUAUUCAUAUG